Molecule: messenger RNA, 2052 nt
Organism: Aplysia californica (California sea hare)
Lineage: Eukaryota; Metazoa; Mollusca; Gastropoda; Aplysiida; Aplysiidae
Product: multidrug resistance-associated protein 4
Biological process (GO): monoatomic ion transport; transmembrane transport
Cellular component (GO): membrane
Molecular function (GO): ATP binding; chloride channel activity; ABC-type transporter activity
Source: RefSeq, a predicted model, not a curated record
GUACUGAGAGCCUGUUUCGGAACCAAGUUGCCGCUACUGUUGCAAUAGUGAGUUUAUAAGUGGGCAGGAAUGAUUAUAAACUGCCUUCGGAAUACAGUAAAAGGAUUUAUGGUCAGGUGACGGCGCGAGGAUGUCGAGGUGUGGAAGAACUUAAUAACUGGUGCGCUGCGCCACCACCACCACCACCACCACCAUCUCUAUUACUACGACCACACCACCAUCAGUGCCACUACCUCUGAUACUACGACCACCACCCCAACCACUAUCACUACAGAUACUACCACCACCACUACCACUACUGAUAUUACGACCAGCACCAGCACCACAACGAUUACAACAGCGCUAAUACUACCACCACCACCACCACUACUACUGCCACUACUGAUACCACGACCACCACCCCCAUCACCACUGAUACUACCACCACCACCAGCACCACGAUUACGACAGCGCUAUCACCACGACCACCACCACCACCAGCAUCAGGCACCACCACCGCUGUUGGCAGUGAGUCAGUCAGUUAUCUGUGACUGGAGUACCUACUACUAGCGUCGGAGAGAAGCACACAUACAUGUAACACUUUGCCCGGUGUCUCUGUCUUUGGAUCAUUCCGCUGCGGGGCUCCGAGAGGAGAAGGUCGCAGAAGAACAGAGAGGAGAAAGAGACAGAAGAAGUGGUCCAAUUGAGUGUCUUCUACUUCUCUCUCACUCAAAGUCGGGCGUAUUUCCCUCGUCACAUGAUUCAUUCAUUCAUUCAUUCAUUCGUUCGUUCAUUCAUUCAUUCACUGGCUCAGUGUCUCGGAUAGGUGUGGUGUGAACGUGAGACAACGGUUUUCGUGAGAUUGUGUGCAAUUGUUGUGUGGAAUAAUCAACGCGCUGCUGAACAUACCGGGGCUACGCGAUGGAUGAAAGUCAAAACCACGUGAACCCCAACCCGACUCUGAAAGCAAAUUUCUUGUCCAGGGCCACUUUUUGGUGGCUGAACCCGCUGUUCAAGAAGGGAUAUACCCAGCCACUGGAGGAGACAGAUCUCUACAACGUCGUGCCCAAUGACUCCUCGGAGUACCUGGGCAACAAGCUGGAGCUAGAAUGGGAGAAACAGCUGAAGCGUCGAGAAAAGGGCCAGAAGCCGAGUCUGCUGAGGGCGCUGUUCAACGUGUUCGGUGUACAAUAUAUCCUUGUGGGCCUGGUUGUACUUAUGGAGGAAGGCACCAAGGUGGUCCAGCCCCUGCUCCUGGGUGGUCUGAUCCGCUACUUCACACCAGACUCCAACAUGGAGCGGAAGGAGGCGUGGCUGUACGCGAUGGGCGUGUCCCUGUGUGCCGUGAUGUUGGCCGUGGCUCACCACCCUUACUUCUUCUGUGUGCAACGGAUCGGCAUGAGGAUGAGGAUCGCCUGUUGCUCGUUGAUGUAUAAGAAGUGUCUACGCCUAAGCAACAAGGCAAUGGGAGAGACCACAGUAGGACAGAUCGUCAACCUGAUGUCCAAUGACGUCAACAGAUUUGAUCAGUCUGUGAUCUUCCUCCACUUCCUGUGGGUGGGCCCCCUACAGGCCAUCGCGGUGCUGGUCAUCUUGUGGCACGAGCUGGGGCCCUCGGUCUUGGCCGGCUUCUUUGUCCUCUUGUUACUCAUUCCGGUGCAAGGGUUUAUGGGCAAGCUCUUCUCCAAACUCAGACACAAGACAGCCAUCCACACAGACGAGCGAGUCAAAGUGAUGAACGAGAUCAUCUCCGGCAUGCGGGUCAUCAAAAUGUACUGCUGGGAGAAACCCUUUGAGCAACUGGUGGAGAAGAUUCGCAACCUGGAGAUACAGCGACUCCGCUUCGUGUGGAAACUGAAGGCCGUCUUCUUCCUGCCGUUCUUCAUCGCCCUCCACAUGUGUAUGCUGGCGGUGAUCGUCUGCGUCAUGUUGACGCGCGGCGAAAUGCUGGCGGUGCACGUGGUCUACACGGCCGUGGGCCUCUUCUACUCCAUGAGAAUCCCGCUCACAGUGUUCGUGCCCUACGCCAUACAGGCCAUAGCCGAGAUCAAAGUCACCUUCUUGCGGAUCUCG